GGUGUCCCAACACUAUUUCAUUCGCGCCUUUGGAAUAAUUUUCAUUUUCUGUACAGUCAAACAUUUGGGUAUUAAUUAUAAACAAUUUGAAGUGAACAAGUAACUGACUUAUUCAUGGCCCACACGGAUAGUAGUGAAAUGAGCUACAUCGAAGAGGAGAUCGAGACAGAGGACGACGCGGAAAUUAAGCGCGUCGCCCAGAUUUGUGAACCGCUUGAAUUGAGCAGCUAUAUAAAACAAAAUGCUUUGGAUACCUAUCGCCGGUAUAAUUCAGAUGGCGGAUUGUUGUCUGCAGAUGCCCAGGAAUGGUUUUGCUGUUCUGUCUACAGUUGUUUGCAGCAGGCUAAAAUGAAGGACAUGCGUAGCAAGCGGCAGACUGCUAAUGGUGACGAGCAGGAGGUGGACACCGCCACAACUGGGAUGGAGCGUACCAAAAGUUGGAACAUGUCAUUAACUCGUCUACUGCGUUGUUUCCAAAUGAACAUGACUAAGUUUUUGAAACGAAUGGAGCACUGGAACUGGCUGACACAGCAGGAUCGCACCUUUCAGCAGGAAAUUGUGGAACUUCAACGCCGUAUGAGCAUUACAAUGAUCAUCCAGCAGCACUAUCAAAAUAUCUUUAAUCACUUGUUUGUACUGCCCAAAGAUGUGGGCCAGGAGGGUGAUGACGGACGAUCCCAUUAUCAGACGCUCUAUGAGUUUGGUUGGAUUCUUUUUCUUGUCUUGCGGAAUGAAUUACCCAGUUUUGUAACUGAAAAUCUAGUCAAUGGUUGCCAGCUGCUCAUUUGUGUCGUGGAACUCGUUUAUGUGAAUGCUCUGGAAGUGAUCGGAUCAAUUGUUAUUAAUCAAAGUUUCCCAGGACUCCCAAAAGAUUGGCCUAGCCCGGAAUUUGAUAGCAAUAAAUUGGACAAAUGGAGCGCUCUACCUUCCAUAAUGGCGUUAAUGCCAGAACUUCCAGAGAAGGGUAUAAGAAUAAUGCAAAAGGCAUUUUUCCAAAAGAGUCUUAUGGUACUCUUUAUGGAUCAGCGACUACUAGGCAAUGAUAAUACAUUUCGAGAUCUGGUUAAAGACGGCAUCCUGGAAAUCAACCUUGCCGCUUUGAAUCGUAGCUAUGUCCAUCACAUAGCCGAUAUCAGUGAAAUGGAUGAGCGGGUUCUUCUAUGCAGAAAACAGGGACAUCAAUCUGAAGAAACAAAAACGGAGACUCAAAUAUCAAGCAGCCUAAUUCAGCUUCUAGAUAAGAAGUUGCCACAGGUCAUGCCCACAAUAAUAGUUGAAGCUUUGGAUAAAAACUCUGGAAAUCUGUUAAACGAACUGAAAACCUCGCUUCAGAAUAUGGGCUCGCAAUUUGGCAUUAUGGCAAAGAAUUGUCUUAAUAAGCAAGAAGCUGAAGCCCGUUUUAAUCUGGCUAGCGGCCUGUAUUAUAAGCUUCUAAAAACCAUUAUAACGUCUGAGCUUGAACUGAAGCCAUUUAUGAAAAUUACCCAGUUACUGGAACAGCCAACAUUUAGCUCUAAUUUCAUGGCCUGCUGUCUAGAUCUUGCCCUCUAUGCGUAUGACGAAGAUUCGGAUCAAUUAAUGUUCCCUUUUGUGUUGUCUUGUUACCCGGACGUAGAUCCCUAUCAUUUUCAAAAAAUACCUGAGCUAGUGGUGCGUCAUCACAAUAGUCUACUAAGUCGCCAAUUGGUCAAGCAUCUGCACUUAGUGGAGGAGAAGUGUCUCGAAUCGCUCAUCUUUCGCAACAGUUCUCAAUUUUGGAAAUGCUUUAGUUCCGAUUGGGGAAGUAGCCUUCCAAGCGCAAAGGAAGUCCAGCAUAAAAAGUGUUUUGGAGAAAAGGAGAAUCAACCUGUUGCGAGCACCACCCAGGGACCGUAUAUUUGCUUGAGAAAAUUCUAUAGCCUGGCACACCAACGACUGACCCGUCUCUGUCAAGCACUCUACAUCAAAGAGUCAUACAUUCAUAUUUGGCAACUUGUAGAAUAUUCUAUAACCUUUGAAGGUGGCAAACUAAUCCAGCAGCGGCAUUUGGAUCAAUUACUACUGUGUGCCAUCCAUCUGCAUGACCGUCUGACCAAGGAGCGUCUUAAUUUUAGCGAUAUUAUCCAACAAUAUCGCCGACAACCAUUUGGAAAGAGCAGCGUCUAUCGCCAAGUCGUACUCUCCGAAGGACGGACAGGAGACAUUAUUGCUUUCUACAAUCAAAUCUAUGUGAAGAGCGUUGCCAACUAUGCCCGCAAAUUGCUUCAAAGCCGCCGUGCGGUAAAUACACAAAUGAUUCGAUUAAAGCAAACACCACUAGGACAUCGUGCGCCGCUUCAGGAGUUUACCACAACCAAUGUAAAGAGAAUGUGUAGCAACAUAUUUGUAUAUCCACCCGCCAUGGAUAGGACAUUUUUGAAGAAUGCCCCCGAAGUAGAGAAAACGGCGGUCAGACAGUCUCCAGUUCAGGUCCCAGAAUCGUCCUCAACUAAUGACAAACUUAAGCGUACAAACUCGGAAAAGGAGUUGCCGGUAGUGAUCAAGCGUCCCAAUAUACUCAGACGAAGCACAAGCCAUGAAUAAAUGGUUUCAAAAGGUGUCUACAAUCCUAUAAUUUAGCUGCAUUUUACGUGGCGUAUAGAUUAUGCCUCUACCCCUUACUUUCUCAUGCUGGAUCUUCCUAAGUUUAAUUAUCUUUCACAUCUUGUACCAAGUAAUUGUUAACAUUAAAUAUUGAUGAAACAAAUGAAAACUCUGAAAA
Molecule: messenger RNA, 2740 nt
Organism: Drosophila willistoni
Lineage: Eukaryota; Metazoa; Arthropoda; Insecta; Diptera; Drosophilidae
Gene: Rbf2
Product: retinoblastoma family protein
Exons: 1
Coding region: 115-2562 (815 amino acids)
Biological process (GO): negative regulation of G1/S transition of mitotic cell cycle; regulation of transcription by RNA polymerase II; cell differentiation
Cellular component (GO): chromatin; nucleus; transcription regulator complex
Molecular function (GO): RNA polymerase II transcription regulatory region sequence-specific DNA binding
Source: RefSeq, a predicted model, not a curated record